Molecule: messenger RNA, 1812 nt
Organism: Vicia faba (fava bean)
Lineage: Eukaryota; Viridiplantae; Streptophyta; Magnoliopsida; Fabales; Fabaceae
Source: the annotation of a GenBank genome assembly
AUGCAGCAACAAGGCUUCGAUUCUCUGCGUCGCGACCACACUAAGCAUGAUUCCACCGCCGCUCCCAAACUUCCUCACGACGGUAAAACCUUCAGCCGUUCCGAAGAAUUCACCACCACGGCCAAGAACUCUAAGCCCGGUCAUCGGAGAUCGGCAUCCACCGGAUCUCCGUUGAUAUACUCCGGCGGAUUGAACAGUUUCGGUUCAACUUCAAGUCCAACUUUACCUCCAACCGGAAACAUAUGUCCCUCCGGGAAGAUCCUCAGACCGGGUUUACCCUCUCCCGGACCGAACCGGACCGAUGUUUUGGGUUCGGGAACGGUGAACUACGGCCAUGGGAGUAUAGUGCGUGGUGCAUCGUCGGUGAAGAGCGCGAUGAGAUGUUCUGAUCCCGAGGAAGUGAAGAGAGCUGGGAAUGAGAUGUAUAGGAAUGGGAAAUUCGCGGAGGCUUUGGUGUUGUAUGAUCGGGCUGUUGCGUUGUCGCCGGGAAAUGCUGUUUGCCGGAGUAACCGUGCGGCGGCGCUUAUGGAGAUGGGGAGGUUGAGUGAGGCUGCGAUGGAUUGUGAAGAGGCUGUGAAGUUGGAUCCUGCUUAUGCUAGGGCUCACAAGAGACUUGCUUCUCUUUAUCUCCGGUUUGGACAGGUUGAGAAUGUGCGGCGCCACCUGCGUGUUGUUGCUGGCGUGCAGGAUGAUCGAUCGGAAGAGAAUAAUCUGUUAUUGUUGGAACAGCAUCUGAAGCAAUGUGCGGAUGCGCGAAAAAACGGUGAUUGGAAAAGGGUAAUCGGGAAGGUAGAUGAUGCUGUUGCGGCCGGAGCUGAUUUCUGUCCUCAGCUCGUGGCUUGUAAAGCGGAAGCUCAUAUGAAGCUUCGUCAAUUUGAGGAUGCUAAGUCGUGUCUUUCGAAGAUUGAAGGUUGUCCUCCAGCGUGUUCUCAAGCCAAGUUCUUUGGUAUGGUUGGUGAAACCUUUGUGCAUUUUGUCACGGCGCAGGUUGAGAUGGCCUUGGGAAGGUUUGAGAAUGCUGUUUCCGCGGCUGAAAAGGCAAGCGUAUCAGGUAAUAGUAAUGUCGAGGUUACGAAGAUUGUAAAUGUCGUGAGAAUGGUAGCGAGGGCGCGUUCAAGAGGCAAUGAUCUUUUCCGCUCUAGCAAAUUUUCUGAAGCUUGUAAAGCUUAUGGAGAAGGACUAUUAUAUGACAAUUCCAACUAUGUUCUAUAUUGCAAUAGAGCUAUUUGUUGGCAUAAACUUGGGAAGUGGGAAAAUUCAGUUCAAGACUGCAACCAAGCGCUUAAUAUUUGUCCAAAUUACACCAAGGCCCUUUUGCGCAGGGCCGCGUCCAAUGCAAAGCUUGAAAGAUGGGAUGAAGUUGUUAGAGAUUAUCGAAUCUUGAAACAGGAACUCCCUAAUGACAACGAAGUAGCUGAAAAUCUUGGUCAGGCUCUUGUAGCAUUAGAAAAAUCUCGCAAAGGAGUAAAUGGUAGUACUAAGUUAGGAGUUGAAGUUGAAGAAAUGACUACGUUAGACAAAUUAAAAGCGGCUAUUGCUUUCACUGGUGUUUCAGUAGUUUAUUUCAAAGAAUCAUCAAAUGAACUAUGCGAAGAAAUAUCUCCAUUCAUCAAUACAUUAUGCGUUAGAUAUCCAUCUAUUAAAUUUAUCAAGGUGGAUGUCGAGGAGUGUAUAUCAAUAGCGAAAGCAGAAAGCAUAAAAACUGUUCCAACUUUUAAGAUAUACAAAAAUGGAGAGAAGGUGAAGGAGAUGAUUCGCCCGAACCAUCAAUUCUUAGAGGACUCGAUAAGGAAAAGUAAUAAUAGUCUAUAG